AUGCCUAUGCUUACCGAUCCUUCCCAAAAGUAUAAGGGAUACACUCCUUUGAACCUCACUGAUCGCAAGUGGCCGUCGAAAACAUUGACCAAGGCCCCGAUCUGGCUCUCGACCGACUUGCGCGAUGGAAACCAGGCUCUUGCCAAUCCUAUGACCAUCGAACAGAAGACUGUUUUCUUCAGAGAGCUCGUUAAGUGCGGUGUUAAACAGAUCGAAGUUGCAUACCCUGCCGCGAGUGAUACCGAUUUCAUGUUCGUUCGGGGGCUUGUAGAAAACAAUGAAGUGCCAGAUGACGUCUGGAUCCAGGUCUUGACCCCUGCCAGGGAAGAUCUCAUCAGACGCACGAUCGACUCAGUAGCAGGGUGCAAGAAAGCUAUUCUGCACAUGUACAAUGCAACUUCUCCCACAUUCCGUAACGUCGUAUUCAGAAACUCCAAGGAGAAGACGAUCGAACUUGCUGUCGAGCAUACUAAACUUGUGCGAAGACUGACGGAAGAGUGCACAGCCAAGUACGGGACUGUGUUCAAGUAUGAAUACAGCCCGGAAACGUUCACUCAAACUGAACCUGACUUUGCUCUGGAGGUAUGCGAGGCAGUCAAGGCAGCAUGGGGGAAGGCAGGCACUGGAGAGGAUCGAAUCAUUUUCAAUUUGCCCGCGACCGUUGAGAUCGCCCCCCCAAAUCAUUACGCUGAUCAGAUCGAAAAUUUCUGCAACAAAAUUUCUGAGCGAGAGAAGGUUAUUGUUAGUUUACACCCUCAUAAUGAUCGAGGUACUGGUAUUGCGGCUGCUGAACUGGGUCAGCUGGCUGGAGGGGAUCGCGUCGAAGGAUGCUUCUUUGGAAAUGGCGAACGCACUGGAAAUGUCGAUCUCGUCAAUCUCGCCCUCAAUCUAUACACUCAGGGAAUUCAUCCUGGAUUGGACUUCAGUGAUAUCCAAACUGCUAUCGACACCGUGACACAGUGCAACGACCUUCCUAUCCACCCGCGUCAUCCAUAUGCCGGAGAACUUGUCUUCACUGCCUUUUCUGGAUCGCACCAAGACGCCAUCAAAAAAGGAUUCGAGGCACAAAAGAUCAAACACGCGGAGGCUGCUGCCAAAGGAGAGCCUCAAUAUUGGGAUAUUCCAUACCUUCCCAUCGACCCCGCCGACCUUGGUCAGAACUAUGAAGCUGUCAUCAGAGUCAACUCACAAUCCGGCAAGGGUGGAAUUGCAUACCUCAUCAAACAACAUCUGCACCUGGAUCUCCCAAGAAAGAUGCAGAUCGCGUUUUACCAGGUUGUCCAGGCUAUUUCAGACAGGGAGGCUCGCGAAAUGACGGUCGACGAUAUCACUACUGCAUUCCGCACCACCUACCACUUCGGAGGACCCAAGUACCAGGGCAGAUUGGCUCUUCGCAACUUCAAGAUAUCCACGGAGCCUUCAGAAGAUCCUGCAGAUGAAUCUGAAGAGACACCCGACGAACGCCGUAGAUUCGACGGAACCCUGGCAGUUGAUGGCGUGUACCGUGUGAUUAGAGGAGAUGGAAAUGGGCCCCUAUCUGCCCUGUUGGAUGCCCUACGAGUCCACCUAGACAUCGACUUGACGAUUCGAGAUUACACGGAGCAUUCCGUCGGAGAGGGCAAGGAUGUGAAAGCAGCCUCCUACGUCGAGGUUGUGCCUGCAGGUGACCGCAAGUCUGCUCAAUCAUGGUGGGGUGUUGGCCUGGACUCUGACAUCGCUGGCUCCGGUCUACGUGCCCUUCUGAGUGCGGUCAACCUUGCCAUCGGCGACCGCCCUCUGCCUGAACUCAAGCUGAGUGUUGGAUUCAACGCUCGUUCUGGCCAGGCGGACAUUUCCAGUGUCAUUGUCAACUCCCUUGGCCUCGAACUACCGCGUCGCCUUCAGUCAGCCUUCUUCGAGGUUGCUCAACGAGCUGCUGGCGAAACCGGUGGCGAGAUCUCUCUGGGUGCUUUGACCGAGCUUUUCCAGUCAACAUACGGCUUCCAUCCAUCAGGUACCGCCGACAACAGGCUUGCUCUUGGUAACUUUAAAUUGGAGCAUAUUGGGGAAGGUGGUCGCCGCCAAUUUAUAGGAGACGUCGUUGUAGAUGGCGAGAAACGUUCGAUCACCGGUGAAGGAAACGGUCCCCUAUCUUCUGUUCUAUCAGCUCUACACUCCUUUGUAUCGGGGACUCUUACAAUCCGGGAAUAUUCUGAACACUCGAUCGGAGAAGGCGCUGAAGUUAAUGCAGCGUCUUACGUUGAACUCACGUAUGAGGUCUCUGAAUUGAAAAAGACACGCGCCUGGGGUGUUGCUGUCGACAAUGAUAUCACCGCGUCUGGGAUCAAGGCAGUAUUGGCCGCGGCAAGUAAAUUGGACUUGGUAUUGAAGAACUAA
Psilocybe cubensis is the source of this 2376-nucleotide messenger RNA. RefSeq lists its product as uncharacterized. Lineage: Eukaryota; Fungi; Basidiomycota; Agaricomycetes; Agaricales; Agrocybaceae. The transcript has 5 exons. Gene Ontology annotation, cellular component: mitochondrion. The record is from RefSeq and is a predicted model, not a curated record. Bases 1 to 2376 code for a protein of 791 amino acids. Gene Ontology annotation, molecular function: 2-isopropylmalate synthase activity. Gene Ontology annotation, biological process: L-leucine biosynthetic process.